This is a messenger RNA of Adelges cooleyi (spruce gall adelgid), 919 nucleotides long. RefSeq lists its product as uncharacterized. The transcript has 11 exons. Lineage: Eukaryota; Metazoa; Arthropoda; Insecta; Hemiptera; Adelgidae. The record is from RefSeq and is a predicted model, not a curated record. The coding region runs from base 125 to 667 and encodes 180 amino acids.
UGUGGACAUUUUUUUUUACUAAAAUCAAAAUGAGCGCACAUAAGUCACAGUGUUGAAACGUUGUAGCUAUCGUGUACUACUUUUAAGAUUUUGUGCUUUACUUCUGAAAUCAAAAGUUUUCAUAAUGAAAUUUAUCAAUUUCUUUGUAAUAAUUUUUGUAUUUUUAUCUUCGAAUGUACAAAAAGGUCUUGGUGAGGACAUAAAAGCUGAAAGCUUAAAACAAGGUGACUAUGUUGGUGUCAAAGAAUACCCAUCCACGGUAAAAUUUGGUUGGGUUGUAACAGAUGGCGUAUCUCCGUUUACAGGCCUAAAAAUUUUGAAAGUGUAUAAGCUCGCCGAUAGCGACUACCGAGCCAAUGUUGAGUGUAUUUACGGAGGGAAAAUUCCGAAUUGGCUAUAUGCACUGGGUCGACUUAACGAAAGGCCGCAUACACCACGCAGAUAUAGUAAAGCUGGAAAUUUAAUCAAAGGUGACUUCAUUGGUGUUGUAUUUUGCGCCGGCACGAUAAGAUAUGGAUUCGUUGAAACAAAAUUUGUAUCUCCGUUUCCAGAGAAAAAAAUUAUUGAAGUGUACUCCUCUGUCGGUAAUGACUACAAAGCCAAUGUUGAGAAGUAUUAUGGAGAAAUAGUUCCGGAUUAUGUACAAAUAAUUAUUAAUAAUAAAUGAUAUUAAUUGCACAUGCUCUACACCAACAAAGCGUCUGUGAAGUACGCAAAAUUUAAUCAUUUUCAUAGGUAUACAUUUAAACUUAAUCUAUAUAAAGGCUAGCCCAUAAAUUAUUGUUACAUUUGUAUUGUGUCUACGUAGAAUAAUGUGCAUGUACCUAUAUGCUGUCAAUAAGUAAACAUUUUAUUUAGUUAUUAUAUACAAGUCCUUUAUUUUAUGUUAUUUUUGUAAACAUGAAUGACAAUACAUUUA